CUGGUGCUGACGACGUCAUCGCGCUGAGCAUUGUGGGUGAUAGUAGGAACAUGGCUGACAGACUUUGCUCUGGUCGACUCUGUCUGGUUCCGUACUAAUCUACAAAUUUCCCCGUCAUCUGACAGGUGGUGGACAUACAUACCAGACCACCCUUAUCUAGAACGCUUCGUAGGUAUUUGUGCGUGAAAACAGAAAAAUUCAGCGUGUUUUAUAAUGUGAAAACAGGAAAUAUCUGAAAUUACGACUCUGCCGUCGAGACGAGCGGCCGUAAAAUGGCCGACCGUCAGCCAUCUUUGACGGCCACGUAACUCAGCGCUUGUAGAGGCCCCGAGCUCCAGCGCUCAGGCUGUGACUAGUUUAACUUAAAUUAGUGUUUAGUAGUAAACUAUAAAGCAAUACUACGUAUUUAGCAAGUGUUUAUAUAUAAUUUAUUGCGAGUUGAGGUGUUUGGUGGGUGGGCCUGGACUCUGACACUCACCGGCUCAAGAUGAGGAAGCAUAUAGAAGACAGUGGCUCAGACAGUGACGAGGAUCAGUCUGGGUCAGGUAGUGGGUUUGAUAAUGACAACGACUCAGACAACAAUGAAAAGGAAAGCAAGUCUGGUGGUGGAAGUGACUCGGACUCUGGAUCUGGCAGUGGAAGUGGUUCCGGAUCAGGAAGUUCAUCCGACUCAUCAGAUAACAACAACUCUGAUUCAGAUUCUGACAAUAAACAGUCUGGGUCAGAUGAUGAUGAUGAUGAUGAGGAUAAAGAUGAAAAUGAUGAUGAUGAUCAGGAUGAAGAUCAAGAUGAUGAUGAUCAUGAUAGGUCAGGAAGCUCAUCCAAUAGUAGCAGACGAGGAGGUUCAAGGAAAGGAGGCAAGCAGGAAUUAAAGUCGAGUACUUCACAGUGCUGGGAGGAGAAUCCCGAUAUCUACGGGAUACGCCGCUCGGCGAGAGAGCGUAAGGAACCUGAUCGUAUGAAAGUGGAACCUCAAGAAGCUGCCUCCAAAAAAGUCAGAAGAAGAAAGAGCUCUAGUCAGUGGAAUAGUUCUGAUCAGUCUGAUAGUGAAAAUUCUGACUAUGAUUCACCUAAACCUAAAAGAAAACCCCCAAGCAAAAAGACGAGUUCAUCUUCUUCCAAAAAAAAGUCAUCAUCGCAUAAGAAGCACAAGAGUAGCAGUGAAGGCAGUGAGAGCGAAGGUGGCACCAAGAGGCGGGGGUCAAACCGUGCUGCCAAAGAAGUGAGCUAUAAAGAAGCAGAAAGUGAAGAGGAGGAGGAAGAUGAAGAGGAUGUGAUAGAAGGAGACUGGUCCCAGCCUUUAUCCAAAGAAGAAGAAAAUGUACAUACAUUAGAAAAAGUGCUUGAUACUAGGAUUGGCAAGAAAGGAGCUGUGGGGAUGCAGACCUACAUCUAUGAAAUUGAUAAAAAUGGUGACCCCAAUACUGAUUUUGAUCCUAAUGAUCCUGAGCAAGCUGAAAAGCAAUAUUUAGUCAAAUGGAAGGGUUGGGCUCACCUCCACAACACUUGGGAGUCAGAAGAGUCUUUAAAGACUCAGAAGUACAAUGCAUUUCAGAUCAAAGGUCUGAAGAAACUGGAGAACUUCCUGCGUAAAGAAGAGGAUAUGGACUCGUGGCGGAAAAAUGCAUCACCAGAAGAAGUAGAAUACAUGGAAAUCCAGUCGGAAUUAGAGAAGGAAUUGCAUCAGUCACAUAUCAGGGCAGAAAGAAUAUUUGCGGAAGCUGAAGAGAAUGGAAACCGUUACUUUUAUGUGAAGUGGGAGAACCUUCCAUAUGCUGAAGCUACUUGGGAGUUGGAAGACCUUGUUAAUACAAGAUUUAGUCAACAAUUAAAACAAUUUCGAGAACGUGAAAAAUCCACUUGCACUCCUAAGCAGUGUUCAGCACUGAAACACAGACCAAAAUUUUCACCAAUGAAAGUGCAGCCAGACUACUUAGGUGGUGAUAAUGAGGAUUUGGAGUUGAGAGACUACCAGAUGGAGGGUGUUAACUGGCUAAUUCAUGCAUGGUGUAAACAUAACUCUGCUAUUCUGGCAGAUGAGAUGGGCCUUGGUAAAACCAUCCAGACAAUCGCAUUUUUAAGUUACCUGUUUCAUACUCAUCACAUGUAUGGCCCAUUCAUUCUUAUCCUACCAUUGUCAACACUCAAUGCUUGGCAAAAAGAAUUUGCUACCUGGGCACCAGACAUGAAUGUCAUUGUGUACAUUGGUGACAGAGACUCUAGAAGAAUUGUGAGAGAAUACGAAUGGAGCUCAAACAAACGUAUCAAGUUUAAUGCCGUCCUUACAACUUAUGAGAUUGUUUUACGUGAUAAGGAAGACCUGCGAGAUUCCUGUCAUUGGGCAUGUCUUGUAGUUGAUGAAGCCCAUAGAUUAAAAAAUGAAGAGUCCCAGUUGUAUCAAGCCUUGAAGGAAUUCCGCACUAAUCAUCGCCUGCUGAUCACUGGUACUCCUCUUCAAAACUCUCUAAAGGAAUUAUGGGCUCUCCUUCAUUUUAUCAUGCCGGAAAAGUUUGAUGAUUGGGAGUCCUUUGAAUCACAACACGAUGGGGAUAAUAUGAAGAAAGGCUUCCAUCGUCUUCACCGACAGUUGGAGCCCUUCUUGCUACGCAGGGUUAAAAAAGAUGUUGAGAAAUCGUUGCCAUCUAAGGUUGAGCAAAUCUUGCGUGUGGAUAUGAUGCAGCAGCAGAAACAAUAUUAUAAAUGGAUCCUAACCAAAAAUUAUGAAAUGUUAAAGAAAGGCAAUAGAGGACCAACGUGUAGUUUUGUCAAUAUUGUGAUGGAACUGAAGAAGUGCUGUAACCACUGUUUUUUGACAAAACAACCAGAAGAAGUUAAUAAUGCAGAAAUAUUACAGCAAUUAUUAAGAGGUAGUGGUAAAUUGAUGCUGCUCGACAAACUCUUGGUACGGCUUCGAGAAACUGGCCACCGUGUUCUUAUCUUCUCCCAAAUGGUGCGCAUGCUAGAUAUUUUAGCUCAGUAUCUACAGUACCGACGAUUUCCCUUCCAAAGGUUAGAUGGCUCAAUUAAGGGUGAAGUACGAAGGCAGGCUCUUGACCACUUCAAUGCUGAAGGCUCAAAUGACUUCUGCUUCCUGCUCUCAACGCGAGCUGGAGGUCUGGGCAUCAAUCUUGCCACAGCUGACACUGUCAUCAUCUUUGACUCAGAUUGGAACCCCCAAAAUGACCUACAAGCUCAGGCUAGAGCACAUCGCAUUGGCCAGAAAAAUCAAGUGAAUAUAUAUCGACUAGUCACAAAGAACAGCAUUGAAGAGAACAUCAUAGAAAGAGCCAAGCAGAAGAUGGUCUUGGAUCAUCUUGUCAUUCAGUCUAUGGACACCUCAGGACGCACUGUAUUUAACAAAAAGAUAUCAAGCUCAAAUUCUACUCCAUUCAAUCGUGAGGAAUUAAAUGCAAUCCUUAAGUUUGGAGCUGAGGAACUCUUCAAAGAUGAUGAUGAGAACGAGGAGGAACCUGUCUGUGAUAUAGAUGAAAUCCUUAAACGAGCUGAGACCAGAGAAGAGGCGCCAUCUAUGGUUGGGGAAGAACUGUUGUCUGCUUUCAAGGUUGCUUCAUUCAAUUUAGAUGAAGAUGAAGAAGUAUCCAAGAUGGAUUCUAUAGCAGAUGAGAAUACCAAAGAUUGGGAUGAAAUUAUCCCCGAAGAUUUUAGAAAUAAAGUAGAAGAGGAGGAACGUCAAAAGGAGAUGGCAGAUUUGUAUCUGCCUCCAAGAAAACGAAAAACUUUAAAUCAAGGUGGUCAGAAGGAAGAGGAUAAAUCGCCACGUUCUAAGAAAAAGAGGGACGAAUCGGAGUCCAGUAAUGAUGACACCGAUGAUGAGCGGCCCAAGAAACGUGGUCGUCCUCCCAUGCACCGCAAGGAGACUAUCAAAGGGUUCACUGAUGCAGAGGUCCGAAGAUUUUUCAAGAGUUUCAAAAAGUUCAGCAAUCCCUUGCGGAGAUUGGACACCAUUUCUCAUGAUGCUGAUCUCAGAGAAAAGCCUAUGAAUGACUUACGUAAACUAGGCGAAACUAUUAUUGAACGUUGUGAAGAAUCCAUGAAAGAACAUGAGAAAGAGAAAGAAAAUGAAAAGGCUCCAGAAGUGAAUGGUGAAGGUCAACCCAAGCAACGACGUGAUCGAGGACCAUCUUUUAGGCUGUCUGGAGUUGCGAUUAAUGCUAAAACAACUCUAGCAACUUUAGAGGAGUUGGCUCCUCUUGACAAUGUAGUUCCUCAUGCACCUGUGGAGCGAGCUUCUUGGACAUUACAGAUCAAGAGAGUCAAAGAUGCUCAUUGGGAUAUUCCAUGGGGUAUUGCUGAUGACUCGAGAUUGCUUCGUGGCAUCUAUGAGUAUGGUAUGGGGUCAUGGGAGCAGAUUAAGAGAGAUCCAGCCCUUAACCUGGAGGACAAAAUAUUUCUUGAAGGUGACUCCAAACCUCAAGGAAAACAUUUAGAAAGCAGGUCACAGUAUCUUCUCAAACUGAUAAAGAAACACAUGGGAAUAGGACCUGCCAAACCAAAUAUCCGCAAAGCAAUGAAAGUACCAAAGCCUAUAAAAGAGCCUAAAGGAAUUUCUAAAGCUAUUAUAGAAAAUGAUGAUAGUUCAGAUGAUGGUCUACCAAAUUCCCAUGGAUCUUCCACCAGCACAAAGAAGACAUCCAAGGAACAAAAGGAACACAAGGAAUCAAAGCCAAAAUCAAAAGAUAUUAAGGAAGAAAAAGAAGAUGGAGAUAAAGUUAAGGAAGAGACAGACAUCAAAGAUGCAGAAAAAGCAAAGAAGAAGAAGGAGAAGAAAGAUAAAAAAGAAAAAAAGGAUAAAGAGAAGAAAGCUGGACCAGUGCAUAUUACUGCAAAUGGAGAGCCAGUUCCUUUAGAUGAAACAAAAGAAUUGGAUAAAACUCACCCUCUAUGGGAUGAGUGCAAAGAGAAGAUGAGGCCCAUGAAGAAAGCAUUGAAAACUCUUGAUAAUCCUAAUGAGAGUCUGAACCAGGAAGAGCAAAUUCAUCACACUAGACGGUGUCUAGUUCAAAUAGGGGACCACAUUGAACGUUGCCUAGAGUCUCUGAAGGAUCCAGACUCUGUACGAGAAUGGAAAAGUUUGUUGUGGCAGUUUGUGUCUAAGUUUACCGAAUAUGAUGCAAGGAAACUUCACAAGUUGUACAAAAAGAAUAGAAAAAUACAAGAGGAUAAGAAAGAAGGAGAGAAAGAUAAAGAUGAUAAAACUAAAAAAGAAGAUAAGAAAGAAAAGAAGGAGAAAGACCAUGACAAAAAGAAAGACAAGGAAAGCAGAGACAAACAUCAUUCCCAGAAAAGAAGAAUGGAGGAAGGUGGUGGCCAUAGUCCAUCCAAGAAGCCUUAUAAUGGGUGGGCACCCAAGGGCCGAGAAGGUGAGAAAUGGAGCGAUAGAGACAAGAGCCGGGAUCGUGAGAGAGAGAAAGAACGCAACGAUAGAGACAGACAGAGGGACAGAGAGCGUGAUAGAGACCGUUAUUACCGCAAUCAUGCCGGACCUGGCCGAGACUGGCAUGGCAAUCCAGGGGCAAGGGAUUUCAAAGAGAGCCGGUAUCCUCAAGACUAUAAGAGAGAAGGUGGAGGAAGUUACCAUCGUGAAGGGUAUAAACCUCAUGGAUAUCACAGAGGUGGAGAAUGGGGUCCACGUCCUCAUCAUCCCAAACAUCCCUAUGGACCUCCAGGUGGAUAUGGUCCAUCGUAUUACCCUCCACAUCCCCCUGGCCCACUCAUGUAUGGAGGCCCACCACAACCAGGCCCAAUGCCACAUAGGCCUCCACCAUUUGGUGCUCACCGUCCAGAAUGGGUUCCAAAGGAAAGAAUGGAAAGACCUGAUAGACCCUCACAAGAAUGGGGAAAAGACAGACCUCCAGCAUAUCAAAAAGAUUUCCCUUAAAGCCUGUAUAUAGUAUUAGUUGCAUAUUUACCCUAGCAUUAAUAACCUAAAGAUCUCUUGCAUGUUGUGAGCAUGAUAUUUCAUUUAGUUCUCAUGUUACAUGAAUUACUGGAAAGUUUUCAUGUCUUUUUUUGCUUUGAAAUGCUACAAGAGAUGUCAAAAUUAGAAGUUCUGGUAGUGUCGAAGACCAUACUAAUAUAGUGUCGACAUUGAAACUGUGAAGUGAAAUUAGAGGGCAAAACUUCAAGAAACCUUCUUAAAGUUAAACAUGUCCUGUACCUCAGUGUGUCUUGUGGUACUCAAGACAUCACUUAUGAGACUUUGUGUCUCCUCAUGGCUGUGAAAUGUACAUAGAACCCAUCUUUUGAAAGAUGUAUGUAUAUUAGAUAAAUAUGUAGAUAUUUAAACAAUGAUUGGAAAAAUUCAUUAUUUUCAUUCACACUAAUUCACCAUGAUUUUGUGAACUUAGGCUCAUCUCAUCAUUAUUAUCCUUAACCAGAUGUGUAUUGAACAAUUAUUCAUCAAUUUUUUUUGAAAUUCAGAUUUAUUUUGCAUCAUGUUGCAUCCCUGUCAUACAUUCCUAUUUCCUUCUUGUGAAUUUUUUUAUACAUAUAUAAUAAAUUACUUUAUGCGAUUCCUUUCCUCACUUAAACACUUCUGAAAUAGCUUUCAUUUUAUGUAUAUAGAAUGUAUUUCUUCAAAUACAAGAACUUAGCAUGUCUGUGUUAAACUUCAUUUAAUUUUCCAUUGAUUAGGAUGGAUAAAGUAAACUAAGGCUUCUAAAAACUAAAAUAAUUAAUUCUCAUCAAAGAGUGAAAUUUUUUUUAGUACAAAUUUUAAUUAUAAUAAAUCACUUAAUUACUUGUUCCAUCCUUUAAACUUAUGGACUUUCCUUCUCCCAUGUCAUAAAAAAUACAUUACUCAUAAACUUACCAAUCAUUUUAUUAUACAUUAAAAUAUACUCCAACCUCAGUAUACAGUUAUUCAUGUAGCUUUGAAUGGAUCGUCAAGAUUUCGUAAGGUAAUUUAAAAGUUUCAAAUGAAGGAUUUUAUCUCUGCAAUAGUUUUUAUAUGAAUGUUUUCCUGGGUUUGCAUACUAGAAUCACAUCUGGUGUAUUUGUCUUUUCAGAGUAUUAUUAUAUGUUUGUAUGUGUGAAAAAAUUAUUUAUUAAAGGUUACUGAAGCUACCUUAUUUUGAAAUGUUUUGGGAUGCCUGUACCCCUAGGUGUAGCGAGUGGCAAGUAGCCAAUGAACAAGGAAUUAAAAACACAUACACAAGAGUGAGCCUCUUUAGGAUGUCAUUUUGUUCUAGAUAGAGCUCUAUAAUGUACAUCUUGAGUAAGCUGUAUUCAGGGCAAAAUACUGUCUGAUGGCACACACUGCUACCUGUGUUUUAAAUUCCUUGUACCCCUGGGUGUCCAAGGAGUAUUAAGUGUAUGCAGCUUUUUAUAAAUUUCAGUAAUUGUCUCAGUUGGACUGUUAAAUGUCAGUGUGACACACAUUCUAAUAUAAUAGACAUCAUUCUGAAAUUAUUAAAAGCUGUUCCUUGUGCUCCUGUUUACAGAGACCUGUAUCAUAGUCCACCUAGUGUCUACAGUGAAAUCCUGAUUUGUCAGUUCUCAGACAAUUUCAGUGUAAAGUAUUGAUAUAAAGUUAUCAGCAUAGUUAAUGAGAUGCAUUCACAACUACAACACACAUUUAAUUCAUAGGUAAUAUCAUUGGUGACAGGGUAUGUUUAUUUUUUCUAAUAUUAGUACCUGGGGUAUUUAUUUGAGGGAGGGAGGGGGGAAUUUAGCACACAAUUAAGAAUUCUAACUUUUAAGUAAUUUGUUAGCAAGUCUACUUACACAAAAAUACCAUUCAUUUAUCAUAUAUAGAAGUGUUAGAUUUGUGAACAAAUCAGAUAAGAUUUUACAUUAAUUUGUAAUAAUAUACAGAAGUAUUUUCAUUGAAUUUUCACUGUAAAUCAUUGCUAUUAUAUCAAAGUCCUUGGAAUGAAACAAAUUUUUAGCUCAGAUAUUCAUGCAAGGAAUCAUGGAGGAGAUGGCCACACACUUGCAGUAUUAUUGACUUUAUGUACUGUAUUGAGUUCACUUUUUUUGCACAUGUAUAAUAUUAUUUAAUUUGAGAAACUCGUUUCUUUGUAAAAAUAUUCUAGUACAGUAUUUUCAUGUUUAUUUUUCAUUUUUCUCAGUCUUUUUUACUCAAGCAUGAGUAAAUGUGAAACUGUAAACAUCAGAUUGUUAAAAAGUAUUAAAAUAUGUAAUGCUUGGAUACACAUGGCAUUCUGUUUUUGUGGACAAAUUGUCAUGAUGCAGUUAAGGGUAGUUAACCUUGAAAAUGUUAUUUUACAUAUUUAAAUGUUUUUGUUUAUCAGUUAAGUGUUUUAAUUAGGUUUUUGAAUUUUGUUCUUCAAACUUUCUUGAAUCCAAAUUAAUUUUAUAAAUUAAGCCUGAUUUAGUUGCCAGUAGAAAAUAAUAUGUAAAAUCUAGAUUUAACAGAUUUCAGAUUUAUUGGACAAAAUCAUUUCCAGAAUUGUCAGUUAUUGUUACAGUCAGCUGGGAAAAUUAAGUUUGAAUGUAAUGGACAGAGCCCAUUAUUUUCAGAAUUGUUCAUUAUUGUUACAGUCCAUUGGAUAAGUUGUUGAUGGAUUUAAUAGACAAACUCCAUUAUUUCUAAAAUUGUUCAUCAGUUAUAAGCGUCGAAAAAACAAUCAUUCAGAAACAGUGGACCCCCAGUUUGCGAUAUUAAUCCAUUCCUGAGAGCUCAUCGUAAACCAAAAUUAUCGAAAAGCGAAUCAAUUUUCCCCAUAAGAAAUAAUGGAAAUCAAAUUAAUCCAUGCAAGACACCCAAAAGUAUGAAAAAAAAAAUUUACCACAUGAAAUAUUAAGUUUAAUGCACACAAACUGAAGAAGACAUGUACAGUUUAUAGUACUCUACUAACAAUAGAAUACAUGACACUUACCUUUAAUGAAGAUCUGGUGAUGAUUGAUGGGAUGGGAGGAGGGGAGAGUGUCGAACUUAUUGUUUAGAAGGGGAAUCCCCUUCCAUUAGGACUUGAGGUAGCAAGUCCUUUUCCGGGGUUACUUCCCUUCUUCUUUUAAUGCCACUAGGACCAGCUUGAGAGUCACUGGACCUCUGUCGCACAACAAAUCUGUCCAUAGAGCUCUGUACCUCCCCUCCUUUUACGAUUUGUCUAAAAUGGGCCACAACAUUGUCAUUGUAAUAGUCACCAGCACGGCUUGCAAUAGCUGUGUUAGGGUGAUUUUCAUCCAUAAAGGUUUGCAGUUCAACCCACUUUGCACACAUUUCCUUAAUUUUUGAAGUAGGCACAAUGGAUUCCACAACUGGCAUAGGCUUCUCAGGGUUAGCCCCAAACCCUUCAAAAUCUUUCUUAAUUUCCAUACUAAUUCUCACCCUUUUUACCACAGGGUUGGCACUAGAAGCUUUCUUGGGGCCCAUGGUGACUUAUUUUG
Cherax quadricarinatus is the source of this 9375-nucleotide messenger RNA. RefSeq names its product chromodomain-helicase-DNA-binding protein 1 (gene Chd1). Gene Ontology annotation, cellular component: chromatin; nucleus. Gene Ontology annotation, molecular function: histone binding; chromatin binding; DNA binding. The record is from RefSeq and is a predicted model, not a curated record. NCBI's taxonomy places the organism in Eukaryota, Metazoa, Arthropoda, Malacostraca, Decapoda, Parastacidae. Gene Ontology annotation, biological process: nucleosome organization; regulation of transcription by RNA polymerase II.